Molecule: messenger RNA, 3939 nt
Organism: Folsomia candida
Lineage: Eukaryota; Metazoa; Arthropoda; Collembola; Entomobryomorpha; Isotomidae
Gene: Ranbp16
Product: exportin-7
Exons: 21
Coding region: 418-3771 (1117 amino acids)
Biological process (GO): protein export from nucleus
Cellular component (GO): cytoplasm; nuclear pore
Molecular function (GO): nuclear export signal receptor activity; small GTPase binding
Source: RefSeq, a predicted model, not a curated record
GUUUCGCUCCUCAUUCACUCCUCUCUUCUCCAGUUUUAGUGUUCUGCUGGCCCAACUAACCGAACUCAAAGAACUACUACUUACACAUACUCCAAAGCCAAAUUCCAGGCCCUUUAAAACCUAUCCCACAGAAAACCACACCCACGCCUACAGCAACCACCAAGGUGACCUUUUCUCCUUGCUCAUCAUUCGUCAAAUUAGAAGACUUAAAAAUACCUGAGACGGGAGACGGAACGGGGCCUUGUUCGUAAGAAUUUAGGACGACAACGACAAAAUCGGAUCCAGCUGCUUGGUGGAUUUAUAUAAGGGUCGUCUUUCGUCAAUCAUAUUGCUCAGAAGAGAAAAUGUACUGUUGAUAUAAGUGUCCGGGGUUGAGAAGAAAGUUUUAAGUAGAAACUAAGCAGAUAGAUCGAUAAGAUGGCUGUGGAUCAGGAAAUUCAGCAGUUGGAGUUACUCUGCAAGCAUUUGUAUGAGUCUAGUGAUCCAAUCCAGCGACAAGAGGCUGAGAAGACGCUUGUAGAAUUCCAAAAUUCCCCAGACUCGUUGGUGCGAUGUCAAUUGCUGUUGGAACGAGCUACUUCCUCAUACGCACAACUUCUGGCAGCGACAACCCUGACCAAACUGGUCUCACGACCGACUCAAAUAAUCUCUUUGCAACAGAGAAUUCAAAUUCGUAACUACAUUCUGUCGUAUUUGGUGACCCGGGUUAAAUUGGAUGCUUAUGUGAUUCAAUCCCUUGCCACACUUUUUGCUAGGAUUACUAAACUUGGAUGGUUUGACAUGGACAAAGAAGAAUUUGUAUUUCGUAAUGUGAUUAACGACGCUAGCACUUUUCUCCAGGGUUCUGUCGAACACUGUACGAUAGGAGUUCAGUUGUUGUCUGUAUUAACUAGCGAAAUGAACCAAGUUUCUGAAGCGGACGCGAACCGCUCCUUGACUAAGCACAGGAAAAUCGCGUCAUCCUUUCGGGACCAACAACUUUUUGAAAUAUUUCGUCUCUGUUGCACCUUACUUAAGUCUGCCAUUGACAACAGUAAAACUCUGGUGUUGGAAGGAGAGUUACAGCAAGCCUUAAUGAGUCAACUCUUGCGGUUAGCUCACAAUUGUCUCACAUUUGAUUUUAUUGGAACAUCCACCGACGAAUCGUCAGAUGACCUAUGCACGGUUCAAAUUCCUACAAACUGGCGUCCAGCUUUCCUCGAUUUCACAACACUGCAACUCUUUUUUGAUUUGUAUCACACUCUUCCUCCAUCUCUUUCUUCAAUGGCUUUAUCCUGUCUUGUACAAAUUGCUUCAGUCAGAAGAUCAUUAUUUAGUAAUGCAGAGAGAGCAAAAUUUCUCACCCAACUCGUUAAUGGGGUGAAACACAUACUACAAAACCCUCACGGAUUAAGUGACACAAACAAUUAUCACGAAUUUUGUAGACUGCUAGCUCGUCUCAAAUCUAAUUAUCAGCUAGGAGAGUUGGUCCUUGUUGAAACUUACGCCGACACUAUUGCUCUCAUUGCCAAGUUUACCAUUGACAGUUUGCGGCAAAUGCUGCAAGUUGCACCCAACAGCGUUCAUUACCUUCUAAGUUUAUGGCAACGAAUGGUAGCUUCUGUCCCGUAUGUGAAAGCAACGGAGCCUCAUAUGUUGGAAACAUACACACCAGAAGUGACCAGAGCCUACGUUACGUCCAGAAUUGAUUCAGUGGCAGUUUGUAUCAGGGAAGGGACGGAAGACCCACUGGAAGACACAUCAAUUGUAACACAGCAGUUGGAACAACUCUCAGUAAUAGGACGGUGCGAGUACCAGAAAACUUGCAGUUUGAUAGUGCAACUCUUUGACCAAGCAGCACAAAGUUAUCAGGAAAUGGUUCAAAGACGAACACCUCCCACUCCGGUUGAUCUCGCAAUUCAAGAAGGGCAACUGACUUGGUUGGUUUACAUUAUUGGUGCCGCAAUUGGGGGUCGUGUAUCUUUCAAUACAAACGAAGAACAUGAUAGCAUGGAUGGUGAAUUGGUGUGUCGAGUUUUGCAGUUGAUGCAACUAACAGAUUCGCGUCUUAGCCAAAGUGGAUGUGAAAGGCUGGAAUCGGGUUACCUCUCGUUUUUUGAACAGUUUAGAAAGAUAUACGUCGGAGACCAAGUUCAAAAAGCUUCAAAGGUUUACCGACGACUCUCUGAAGUUUUAGGGCUAACUGAUGAAACGAUGGUUUUAAGCGUUUUUAUACGAAAAAUCAUUACCAACUUGAAGUAUUGGAGUCGCUGUGAACAAAUUUUAUCUAAAACUCUCACCUUGUUGAAUGACCUGUCUGUGGGAUACAACAGCGUGCGUAAACUAGUCAAAUUGGACGAAGUCCAAUUCAUGCUGAAUAAUCACACUGGAGAGCACUUUCCAUUUUUGGGUCUCAAUCAAAACGUGAACGACUUACGUUUUAGAACUGUAUUUUACACAGCUCUUGGUCGACUGCUUAUGGUGGAUCUGGGAGAAGACGAAGACAAAUUUCAUACCUUCAUGGUGCCUUUAACUUCUCAAUUAGAAAGCGUUGGCCAGCUUUUAGCAAAUGCAGAGACGGCAAUGUUUAGAUCGGAGGAAGCCAAAUGGACAAUAGUUGGAAUUGCUAGAGACCUCCGAGGAAUCGUAUUUGCCUUUAAUACAAGAACUUCCUACAUGAUGUUCUACGACUGGAUAUAUCCUGCCUAUAGUCCGAUACUACAACGAGCCGUAGAGCUUUGGUAUCACGACCCCCAUGUCACAACCCCAGUGUUAAAACUAUUUGCUGAAUUAUGCCAAAAUCGUUCGCAACGUCUCCAGUUUGACGUGUGCUCACCAAAUGGAAUUCUCCUUUUUAGAGAAGCCAGUAAAAUGAUGUGCAACUAUGGGAAUCGAAUUCUUGCCGUUGACGUCCCAAAAACUCAACUCUACCCCUUAAAACUUAAAGGAAUAUCCAUUUGUUUUCUAAUGCUGAAAGCAGCUCUAUGUGGAAACUAUGUAAAUUUUGGAGUUUUCCGGUUGUAUGGCGACGAAGCAUUGGAUAAUGUUCUCAACUGCUUUGUCAAGCUACUAUUGUCUAUACCAUUAUCUGACUUAAUGGACUUUCCAAAGUUAUCUCAAACCUAUUAUGUGUUAUUGGAAUGUGUGGCUCAGGAUCACAUGAACUUCCUUGCCUCAUUGGACCCCAGCAUGUUUCUCUACAUUCUUCAGUCUAUAUCUGAGGGCCUUGCUGCACUUGGUAACACCUACAUGUUGCACAAAAUGAUUGAAUGGGGUAAACUAGGUUUUGUUCCGAAAUCCUUAGACACUAUGGUCUGCGCUGGUUGUUGUGCAACGCUGGACCAUAUAGUCACAUAUUUAUUUAAACAGUGGACCCUUAAAAACAAGAAAAUUCCUCGUGUCAUGCCCAUGACAAACAAUGAGCGUGUUCUGCAGAUUGUGGAACAACAUCCAGAAAUUCUGCAGCAAAUGCUCGCAACUGUAUUAAAUAUUGUGAUGUUUGAAGACUGUCGAAAUCAGUGGUCAAUGUCAAGACCGCUGCUUGGCCUCAUUUUACUGAACGAAGAAUAUUUUGGACAGUUAAGAGAAACUGUGAUUCGCAACCAACCCGUAGAGAAACAAGCUUCCAUGGCUGCAUGGUUCGAAAGUCUAAUGGACGGCAUCGAAAGAAACUUAUUGACCAAAAAUCGUGACCGGUUCACACAAAAUCUAACGGUAUUCCGACGGGACAUAAACGAGUCAUUGAAGGGACCCAAUACCACUGUUAAUGUUAGUGACAUGAUGACCUGCUGAAUAUGGCUGGGGGUUUCUGGUGUAUGUGAGAGAGAAAGUGCUCUUUGAAUACAUUGAUUUAUUGCAUGUUUGUGGCAACUACUAUCAUUUGAUUAUGAAAUUGUACAAGUUUUAUAAAAAUUUACAAUGGAAACGAAUACUUUUCAAUACACUAGAUUGAAUAAUGAA